CGCUGAAGGGCGGACCAUAAAGGAGGAGCGCAGCGCGCGCACAAACACACCGCUGCCUCGAGGACACAUCUUUCUGUUCCUCCUGGAUUUUAGAGGGAGAGGAGGGGAAAAAACUAUCUUUUAAUUUCUGCUUCUUUUCUGUUCUUUUCUGUUCUUUGAUUCAAUCAUUUGUGGCGUUAGAUCCCGACAGUUAGCAGUGAGCCAGUUUGACUCGGUGAGGCGGACAUGGAGCCCUACACGGUCCCCGGAGCCGCAGCGCAGCUCUCCCUGUCCGACCUGUACUCCGUCAUCCCCUUUAACGUCACCUUCCCGGAGGAGCUGGCCGAGCUGAACGCCACGGAGCCCGGGAGCCCGGUGAGGGGCGCCGGGGGGAUGGUCAUCGCCGUGUCCAUCACGGCUCUCUACUCGGUCAUUUGCGUCGUGGGACUGCUGGGCAACGUCCUCGUCAUGUACGGAGUGGUCAGAUACACCAAGAUGAAGACAGCCACAAACAUCUACAUCUUUAACCUGGCCCUGGCCGAUGCCCUGGCCACCAGCACGCUGCCUUUCCAGAGCGCAAAGUACCUCAUGAACACCUGGCCCUUUGGACAGGCUCUGUGCAAGCUCAUCAUCGCCAUUGACUACUACAACAUGUUCACCAGUAUCUUCACCCUCACUAUGAUGAGUGUGGACCGCUACAUCGCUGUGUGCCAUCCCGUCAAGGCGUUGGGCUUUCGGACACCGGUCAAGGCUAAGAUGAUCAACGUCUUGAUAUGGGUCCUGUCGUCCGCGAUUGGGGUGCCGAUUAUGGUUAUGGCUGUGACCAGAGUGACAGAGGCUGGUAACAUUACAUGCAUGUUGAAAUUUCCUGACCCUGACUGGUACUGGGACACCGUGACUAAGAUCUGUGUUUUCAUCUUCGCUUUUGUGGUCCCUGUGAUGGUCAUCACUGUUUGCUACGGCCUGAUGAUCCUGCGUCUGAGGAGCGUCCGUCUGCUCUCUGGCUCCAAGGAGAAAGACCGCAACAUGCGGCGAAUCACCCGCAUGGUCCUGGUGGUGGUGGCGGCCUUCAUCAUCUGCUGGACCCCCAUCCAGAUCUUUAUCAUCGUGAGGACGAUGGUGGAGAUCGACACCAGGAAUCCUUUUGUCAUAGCCAGCUGGCACUUGUCCAUCGCCUUGGGCUACACCAACAGCAGUCUCAAUCCUGUCCUCUACGCCUUUUUGGAUGAAAAUUUCAAGCGUUGCUUCAGGGAUUUCUGCCUGCCCUGUCGGACCCGCAUGGAGCAGACCAGUGUGACUAGCGCCCGCAACACAACCCGGGAGCCGGUGUCUGUCUGUGCUCCGACCGAGGCAGGAAGGAAGCCUGCAUGACUAGCUGAGGAGAGGGUCCCGCUUAACUCCAACAUGAGCACAAUCCAUCAAGAUCCACAGUCACAGGACACACUGAUCUCCACCACAGAGUUUUGAUGCCCAGUGAGGGUAAAGUACUGGGGUAAAAUAAGCAGGAAUCUCUGAGCUCACUAUUAAAAACAGUGUCUGACUUUGACAGAUUGUCCAAAGCCCAUCAUCCUACGGCAAGAUCAUGAAACAGAAUGUUCUUAGUUUUUAGCUCAAAGUGAGACGGUAGAAGAGUUGAAGAAAACAGCAGCAGCUGGUACACUUUGAAGGAUUUCAGUGAUUGCUUUGGCACAUCAGGAAAAAACAGCUUCAGUGUUUUUUUUGUUUUUUUUUUACAUUAACAAAGCUAGGAAUAUAUGACACACCAAACCAACGACGGCUCGGUGGAAGAGUCCUCUGCUUGAACAGAUUUGAUCAAAAGGAGGCCACAACGAACUGCGCUGCACUAGAAUGAGUGAUUAGAGGAUUUUAAAGUGUUUCUUGCUAAAUAUUUAGAAGUACAAUCAAUUUCGAAUUAGAUGGAAGGAUACAUAUCACAGAACUUCUGUCUGGAUGUCUGUAGACCCACUUUGGGAUCAAAAUUUGUUGGUACUCAGCUGUCCAUUGGAGACCACCACUGGCUGCCUCAACCACGACGAUGACUUAAUGCCUGCAGACUAAUACUUCAGAGACUGCCAGUGAUAUUUUGUUCAAGUUUACUCCACGACAAUAAUUAGAAAAAGAAACUCUGGCGUCUGUCUCGCCCUGUUGGACACUUGUGAAAAGUUGCGCGGUGCUCUCUGAAGCAAUGACUCACUCUGGCAAAUUAAGCUUCCUCAACCAACAGGAAUCAGACCGGAGCUCGCAGUCCUGGAAACAGAGACGGAGGUGAUGGAUGAUGACUUCAGCUGAGCGGACAUGCUUUACACAACUUUUUGUAAAAGAAAUCAAACCCAGCUCAAACGUGGGUUUUCCUACAAGUUCAGAGUUUAAAUUAUGACAACAGAGUGAGGUGAUUGGGAGACAAUAAACACAUCUGAACAAAAGUGUUAACACUACUUUCACUUUUCACCAUUUUCACUUUGUGUUGCAUUAAAACUAGUGGUGGGACUCAGUAAAAUUAUUUUUAAUAGAGUUAAUUUCAGGGUCUGUAAUUAACUUAAGAAAAGGUGGAACCAUUACCACAUUGUAGAUUAUGUAAACUUUUGCAUUAAAACAAUUUAAUCUUAAAUUACUUUAAGAGAAACGCUGAGGUGCUUUGUGAUUGGUUCUGCUUUCUUCCCUCUGAAUAUUUAGAUUCUGCUGUUGUCCGUUUAUUUCACGCAGAAAAAUACGAGAAUCCAAGUGAAAAGACUUCAUGUGUAAAAACGGCCUAAGAAACUGUGUUGGACUUUCUCACUGGCUCCAAGAUGGAGACAAUAAAUAAUACAUGCUCUGUAAACAACAUGAGAUGUAAAUGUACAGCAUGUGAUUUGUUUCCUGGUGUUACCGUAUUGUGUGCUGUAGCGUGUAUAGCUGUUCAUUCUAUGACCAUUGCUGCCUUUGUCGGGUGUGUGAAUGUCUCUCAAAGUGCAUAACCUUUACAAAUUCAAAUACCUUCAAGAAAGAAGGUAAUGUUCUCUACAUCAUGGAUACAGAUAUUCAGUUUCCAGCAGAUAUUUUUUCAGGCUAACGGUGUCAAACAUGAUGCACUUUCUUCUUCUUUUGGAUGCUUCCUGAAGGGAUCACUGGACUGAAUCAUUUGCAUUCAUUUAACUCUGUCCUCAAUGAUGUUAUUCACUACAUUCAUGAGCCUUGUUUUCUCUGUAACCUUCCUCUCCUCCUGUAGCCUAGCUCCAAAUUCUAAAUCAUAUGUCCUUAUCCGUCCUCUCCUAACCAUCAUAGCCUCCCUGGCUUCCCAACCUAAGCUGUCUUUCUAAUACAUAAAUCUCAGCCUGGUCACUUCCAGUAGCUGCGUUUCUAUUAACCAUAUAAUUGCGCAAUUUGACAUUUUGAAAAUUAAUUUGCUUAAUGGAAACGUACCAAUUUGGAAAAACCCCAUUGUUUUUCCAUAAAAAGAGUUGGUGCUAGGAUGAGGUGGUUUUUCUGGCUGUAUCAAAAGUGCAAUGGAAACACGAGUCACAUGAUCAACAACUUGAUGUUGCCACUGGCACAAAUAAUGAAUAAGACAUGUUUUAUUAAUGACUUAUUUACAUGGGAUUUACAUUGGUUCUUAUUUAAUGGAAACAAUGCAAUUGUGGAAUUGUAUUUUUUCGACAUUAGCGGAAAAUUUAAAAAGUUUUUCUCACAUUUGUAAUGGAACCACAGCUAAUAGAAACCUUUCCUUCAUCUCUGACUCUUCUUGCCAUUCUCUCUAUCCAGUUGGCCAGAGGUAAUUAAACUCACACUGUUCUUUUAGCCAGUAACUGCAGCUCCUUCUGUUAAAGGACACAGAAAGAAUGGGCAUAUCUGAAAACCAGAGGUGUGUUGUACUAAAUAUUGUAGAAGCAAUUCAGUACCAGGUAAAUACAGGGCCAGUACCGAUCCUGAUUGGUAUCAACAUUUUUUGAUUUACAUUUGAUAAUGCAUCAAACCUUUCACAAUUUAGGUACCAGAAGUUUCUCCUAUGUUUUGCUCAGACAUAGGAGAUAAUUUGGUUAAGUUUUAUAUUUUAAUUACACAUUAACAUGAUAAACAGAAACAAGGGAAAACCAAAAAAUAUAUAAAAUGAAAAAAAAAAGAUAAUUAGAGAGCAAAUCAAACAAAUCUUUUUUGAGAUAGAGUUAAGAAACCACAGCACAAAAAUAAAUAAAAAAUUCAAGAGGGAAUCUGAAACUAAGACACUCGUAUCAAUCCAAUACAGACACGACUUGAUAUUGAUUUCAUCGAUCUUUGUGAGUGACCCGCCUACUGAAAGCUGACACACCACUGUUUCUUAUCUUGCCACCUAAGUAGGUGUAUCGACCCACUUACCUCAUUUCCUCACUCUGUAUUCAUAGAAUGAAGUUCUGAUGUAUUUUCAAAUACAAAGUAAGUUUAGGAAAAUUCCCAACAUUUAUUUACUCCAAGUUCGCUGAGCUCCAAAACACACAGUCCAUCUCUUUGCCUUUGGUUAAUAAUAACUGGAACACUGAUCAGUAUAUUUGAUGUAUAUUUUCUUGAUGAUAGGAUUUGACAAAAAGUAAUGCUCACUGUUUGUUUCAUAAUUGUUUUUUGUGUUAUAUUUUAUGAUGUAAAGCACUUUGACCUGCCUGGUUCUGAAAUGUGCUGUACUAACUCGACUUGUAGAUGGAUGUGGUUUAAGGCGGUUCCUCUGUGUCAGGAAGGAUGAGUUUGUCCUAUUUUGACUCAUCAAGAUGGAAAAAUGUGCAGCUCCUAUUUUUCUUCUAGUUUUAGACAAAAUCUGACAGAUUUCACUCAUAACUUGUUUAAAUAAAGCUUCAGUGCUGUAUUUUUUUAAAUUUAUAUGUUGUUAAUUGCCAUUUUUGUUUUAUUGCUUGAUACUUUGUUGCUGUAAAUAACUUAGCUUGAUGACAUUGUUGGUGUUGGUGUUAUGUUGUAGUUGUAAUGGUUUGUUUUCAUCUGGUUUUAUCCUGACCAGGAUGUCCUGGA
Poecilia latipinna (sailfin molly) is the source of this 4947-nucleotide messenger RNA. RefSeq names its product opioid receptor, delta 1a (gene oprd1a). Gene Ontology annotation, cellular component: plasma membrane; neuron projection. Gene Ontology annotation, molecular function: neuropeptide binding; G protein-coupled enkephalin receptor activity. Gene Ontology annotation, biological process: neuropeptide signaling pathway; G protein-coupled opioid receptor signaling pathway. The coding region runs from base 226 to 1350 and encodes 374 amino acids. The transcript has 3 exons. Lineage: Eukaryota; Metazoa; Chordata; Actinopteri; Cyprinodontiformes; Poeciliidae. The record is from RefSeq and is a predicted model, not a curated record.